Molecule: messenger RNA, 3751 nt
Organism: Danio aesculapii
Lineage: Eukaryota; Metazoa; Chordata; Actinopteri; Cypriniformes; Danionidae
Gene: snx29
Product: sorting nexin 29
Exons: 21
Coding region: 338-2809 (823 amino acids)
Molecular function (GO): phosphatidylinositol binding
Source: RefSeq, a predicted model, not a curated record
GACACGAACGCUGUGCUGUGGCAUUAGCGAGCUCUCGUUAGCAAAACGAUACACAGAGUUUAGCACGUUAGUGACAGUUCACUCAUGAUUAUCAGUAAAGCCUUGGGUUGCGUCAUAAAACAUCUUUUUGAUAGUUCUGAUGCAUUAAACGGCUUCAAAAAAGUGUCAGUGUUGUUUGAGCUAGGCCUCGGUUGUUCAGUAACGAUUAAUUGUUCUGCAAAGGAAACUAUGAAGAGAAUCAAAAUACAGACAAUCUGGGGAUUAAUCUGACAUUUUUGGGGACCGACAACACUGCGAUUCAUGUCGCUUACUAAAACGCUUAAUCUGGAUUUUCAGAAUGAACGGAGCACAGCAAAAUGACCUUAAAAGACAAAACCUGUUAGAGAGACUUCUUGAUGCGGUUAAACAGUGCCAAAUUCGCUUUGGUGGCAGGAAGGAGAUCGCUUCAGAUUCUGAUAGCAGGGUCAUAUGCCUGUGUGCCCAGUUUGAAGCAGUACUUCAGCACGGCUUGAGGAAGAGUCGAGGUUUAGCCCUUACAGCAGCUGCCAUUAAACAUGCUGCAGGAUUUAGCAGUAAAACUGAAGCAGAGCUGACAUUCUGGUUUUAUGUGAAAGAUCACCUGAACCGUCAUGAGCUGCAGCGUUUCUACUCUCUGCGGAAUAUCACAUCUGAGCAGGGCCGUGGUCGAGCAUGGCUUCGCUGUGCCCUGAACGAACACUCGCUGGAGCGUUAUCUUCACAUGCUGCUGGCAGAUCGUGCCCGCCUUAGUGCCUUCUAUGAAGACUGGGCAUUUGUCCUGGACGAGGAGAGAGCCAGUAUGCUGCCCACGAUGGCUGCAGGGCUCAAUUCCAUCCUGUUUGCAAUCAACAUCGACAACACGGACCUAAAUGGCCAGGUCCGCGGAGGGUCAUCUGUGUCCCACCUGCUAAAGGAGUCCACACAGGGCAUGAGCAGUCUGUGGAAAGAGUCUACUCAAGGUGUCAGCACAUUACUGCGGGAAAUCGGUACUGCCACUGCUGUGGUUCCUGGUUUCAUCCCUCGCUCAGAUGCUCCUUCAGACCCCCUGCCUGUCCUGCCCCGCAGCACUUCUGCAGAUUCUGGCUUAAGAAAAGAGCGCAGACGUAAAAAGAAGAUCACGAACAUCAUCUCCUUUGACGAUGACUUGGAUGCGGGUGCGGAAGACGAGGACGAGGCUGGUGAGGACGUUGUGAGGAGUCUUAGGAAGAGUGCUGUGGGUCAUGUGAGCUCUGAGGAGGCUCUGGACCCUCCACACUCCACCUCUCCUGUUUAUAACGGCCUGACUGAGCCUGGGAUUGUGAGCUGGGCCGAAACACCCCCACAGAAUGGGCUUCUGCCUGAUACCAAGAGCAUUGACAAUGAAGAGGAGGAUGAGGACGAUAUAUAUGGAAAGAGCAGGCCAGAGCUGCCAGAAGAGGAUCAUGGGAAUGGGGAAACGAUGAUUGUGGGGAGCUUAUCCAGUGUCUCCACGUGGAGUCCAAGGCAAAUCUUCACUGAAAAUGACAACGACAACUCGCACAUUCUCAUCCCUCUGGCCCCCAGUGAGCCCUACACACAACAAGCUGCUAGUUCAGUUGAGAAUGUGGAAUUUCAUGAACAAAAGGAGAGAUCAAGCCCAACGACUGACAGUGAAAAACAAAGCCAACUCCAAUUUAGCAUGGAGCCUGACUUACCAGCCCAGGUUGAACCUGUGGUCAGUGUUCCGCCGACCCCUGGCCUUCCUGAAUCCAUGACAGUUGCUGAACUGCGGCAAGCCAUUGUGGCCAUGAUGAACAGAAAAGAUGAACUCACUGAGCAGAACACGUCUCUGCGCGGUCUCCUGGAUGGGGAGAUGGAGCACUCUGCUGGACUCAGACAGGAGGUGGACGGCUUGAAGAAGAGACUGGCUGAGCUUGAAGAGAGACAUGCAGCCAAAGUCCAAGCUCUCAUGAGAGAGAAUGAAGUUCUGAAGGUCCAGCUAAAGAAGUAUGUUGGAGCUGUCCAAAUGCUGAAAAGGGAAGGCAGCCAAGGCAGUGACGCAUUAACUAUUCAGAGGAAUUGUGAAAGUCCACCUCCAGCCCCCCAAAACCGCUCUAUGGCUGAUAUUGAGGAACUGGCAUCCAACUAUGAGCGGAAACUCAUUGAGGUGGCUGAGAUGCACGGAGAGCUGAUCGAGUUUAAUGAGAGGCUUUACCGCUCACUCAUGGCCAAAGACAACCUGAUCGCCCAGAUGAGACAGGAGCUGAUCGACCUGCGCGGCCCGAUUCCAGGAGACCUGAGCCAGACCUCUGAUGACCCCAGCCUUUCUGACUUUGAGACAACUCAACGUGCUCUCGUCAACGUGUGGAUCCCCUCUGUGUUUCUUCAAGGUCGGGCUGCCAACGCCUAUCAUGUAUAUCAGGUGUACAUUCGAAUCCUUGAUAAUGAGUGGAAUGUGUACCGGCGCUAUGCUGAAUUCCGAACGCUGCACAAUUACCUGCGGCCGCAAUUUCCACAAGUCGACACGUUCAAUUUCCCACCUAAAAAAGCCAUCGGCAACAAGGAUGCCAAGUUUGUGGAGGAGAGGAGAAAGCAGCUGCAGUCGUACCUUCGAAUGGUGAUGAAUAAACUGAUCCAGACACUGCCUGAAUUCACUGCCCAGCCUACAAAGGAAACCUUACUGCAGUUUCUGCCUUUCUGCCAGGACAGCCCAACAGCCAACGAGAGUGGAGCCAAAACUGCCCGAUCCAAAGCCUCCAGCCGCUUCCCCAGACUAGGCCGCAACUCAGCCCGUGAAUCCCGGAACCCCGAGCCCCAAAGCGGCGACCUUUAACUCAAAAAGACCUGUCAGUAUGGAUGUACUGAGCCAAGGACCUUCUGUUAUGGAUGUACUUAACGCCACCGCUGCUGGGAACUACAUUUGGUGAAAAAGUGGUGGAUAUUGGUUUAGUAGCAACAAUUGUGCCUGGUGAUUUCUAAGUGAUAAAAAAGAAGCAAGGAAGUCAUUUUGACUCACUGCAAUGACAUGAAACUUUUUUGAGGCUUGUGCGAUCGUCUGGAUAUAAUUAUUUGCACAUCUUCAUAUGAUUUUUUCUUUUUGUAUGCAUUUUUUGUUACCACGCUCUGCUGUGUAUGAGGCACAACGUUGUAUACAAACAAUCCAUUUUCCUGUCUAAUAAAUUGGCAACUGAUUUGAUAUGAAGGUCUGGUGAUGGUCGGUUACUGGAGUCUCGCCUUUGUCGUCUGUCCCUCAAAACCUUUCAUUGGAAAUUGUCCUGGUCUGCCAUUAUCCUGAAUGACCUGGAGAGUACUGUUACACAGAGACCAGCGUGAGUUGACUUUUAUUGUGUGGACUGAACAGAAGGAAUUUUUUGUAGCGGGGGAAACCUGUUCGCCCAAUUUCAACUACAAGCACAGUGAUGAUUGGGAACCAUUACUAACCUAUAGUAUUUAUGGCUUUUAACAUGUUAUGAUGUAUAUGGGGGAUCGUCAACUGGAUGCUUGAUGUGUUUGAACGAAUAAAUAGUCUAGUAUUUACUUGAAUGUAAUGUAGAGUUGCCAUCAGAAUUUAUCUGUAACACACACAGUAGCAGAUCAAUUGCGUGCUUUUGCAUAUGUGUCUGUUUGCAACUUUUUGUACUAGCAAGCAACUGUAUGUGAUGCUUUUUCUUAAACAGAGUAUCUUUCUGCUCCAAAUGUGGCAGGAAGCAGCUGUUUCUGCAGCCUUAAGAGUGCAAGAGCUUAAUGAAUACAUGAAUAAAUACAAAUACCAACA